UUGUUCAUGAUUUACAGUCAUUCUAGGAGAUGUUAAGUUGUAAUUAUAUACGAAUCCAAUGUGCUAAACACUUUGGAUCUAAGCGCUGCUUUGAGAAUCGUUGCUAUGUUGCAACAAGACAUCAGCAUCAGAAUGCGUCCAAGAGAUCUUAUGAAAUUCUUGGAGUGUCCGAAGAUUGUGAGGACGAAACUUUGAGACUGGCAUUUGUACAUUUGGCUAAAAAAUUUCAUCCUGAUGGUAGAAGCUCUGAAGCUGAUCCUGUUAGAUUCACAGAGAUAGAAAAAGCAUAUAGAGAUAUUCAACGUAGUCGAAGUGAACAGCGGGAACGGGAAUCGAAAAUUCAACCACAAAUAGAUGAGCAUGAUAUUAAGCACACAGCACCACAGCACCGACGCUACUUGAACUAUGAUGUUGGAAUUGGUACUCCUAGCAAAAGACAAAGGCAAUACAGUAUUGAGCGCGCUCAAAAAGCAGUGGACAAUAUUAUGGAGCAUAGAUUGAAAAAGUUACAGGCUGAGGAACGCAAUACUUUAAUGGGAAUGGAUAAAGAACGAGCUAAAGACAUAAAAACGCGUUACGGGAUGGAUCGUCUGGUUGAAGAUUUAAUUCAGGAAGCGAUGAAUAAAGGAGAAUUCUCGGAUCUACCUGGUUCUGGUAAACCACUGAAGAAUUUUCGUACUACGGAAAAUCCUUACGUGGAUUUUGUCACACAUAAACUUAAUCAGGUUCUGAUAGAUAAUGGUUUCACUCCGGAGUGGAUUCAGUUGUCUAAAGAAAUCAGAGAGGAAAAGGAUGAUUUACAAAAACGAUUAAUUGAGGCACGUAAUCGUUUGGGAACUACACCACUGUCAGAAGAGGACUUAGAAUCCUGGCAAAAUACCUUGGAGAGCUUAAAAAUUGUGACUAAGAAAAUUAAUGAUAAAGUUGAUAAGUAUAACUUAUUAGUACCGAUACUGCAGAAACAAAUGUUGCAAGUAAAUCUAGAUGCUCUCGCAGAGGAGGCUCUAACUAAACCAGUUGUACCAGUCGAAAAACGAAUGUCGAAAAAUUGUAUGACUAAUAGAAAUCAGGAUCAUGGUGAUAUUUUCAGUGCGCUCUUAUCUUUUUUGGACCGAAAACAUACUUAG
Cephus cinctus (wheat stem sawfly) is the source of this 1127-nucleotide messenger RNA. Its product is annotated as dnaJ homolog subfamily C member 28. Lineage: Eukaryota; Metazoa; Arthropoda; Insecta; Hymenoptera; Cephidae. The record is from RefSeq and is a predicted model, not a curated record. The transcript has 5 exons. Bases 30 to 1127 code for a protein of 365 amino acids.